UUCCGGCGGCGGUGAUGGCAGCGGGGUGGCGGGUGCCGGUUCUGGUGCUGGCGCUGGGCGCGGCAGUGCGCGGCGGCCUCGGGCCCGUCACCUGCGGCUCCGUGGUGAAGCUGCUCAAUGUGCGGCACAAUGUCCGUCUGCACUCGCACGACGUGCGGUACGGCUCAGGCAGCGGGCAGCAGUCGGUGACCGGGGUGUCGGCGGCGGAUGACGGAAACAGCUACUGGCGGGUGCGGGGCCGUACGGCGGCUGUCUGCGAGCGGGGCACGCCGGUGCGCUGCGGGCAAGCCAUUCGCCUCACCCACCUGGGCACCGGCCGCAACCUCCAUAGCCACCGCUUCGCCUCCCCUCUUUCCGGGAACCAGGAGGUGAGUGCAUUCGGGGAGGCUGGUGAGGGAGACUACCUGGAUGACUGGACAGUGGUGUGCAGUGGGACCUACUGGGUGCGGGACGCUGAGGUGCGCUUCCAGCACGCUUCCACCGAUGUCUUCCUCUCGGUGACUGGGGAGCAGUACGGGCGGCCCAUCCAUGGGCAGAAGGAGGUGCAUGGCAUGGCUGCCUCUAGCCAGAAUAACUACUGGAAGGUGAUGGAGGGUAUCUUCAUGCAGCCUAGCGAGGUCUUCAAAGCGGAGCAGUACCACGCUGAAUUGUGAUGGACGGACAGACUGACACCAAGUCUCUGGGUGCUGCCCUGCAGUGUUUGGGACCACUCAAUUCAGGGGAUAGCCUUUGUCCCCACCUGAGUUUGACACGUGUCAGGAUGUGGAGACCCAAGUCCCACACAAGGCAGAUCCCAAUGUCCUGAAUUCAACACAGAACAGAUCCUAGUGUCCCAAAUUGGACACAAAGCAGAUCCCAACAUCCAUACCUGACCCGAAGCAGAGCCUAACAUACAACAUGAAGCAGGUUCCUCAUACUAUAAAUUCAGCACAAAGCAGAUGCUAAUGCCUAGACCUGACCCAAAGAAGAGGCCAGCAUCCACAAUCUGACAUGAAACAGGUUCCCCACAUCAUAAAUCCAGUCCAAAGGGGAUACCAAAAUCCAGACCUGACCCAGAGCAGUGCCCAGUAUCUGAUAUCCAGUGGGAAACGGGUACCCAACAUCAAAAGCACAGCCCAAAGCAGUUCCCAACAUCCAGCCCUGACCCCGAACAGGUUCCUGAAUGCCCCAAACUUUCAUCACUCCCUCAUCCUUCUCCCAGGUCCCCACUGACUGAGGACUCCCUUGAAGGGCUGCUGUCCCCCAAACCACUCCUCGCACUGGGGGCUAUAAAAGAUCUG
Molecule: messenger RNA, 1280 nt
Organism: Dryobates pubescens (Downy woodpecker)
Lineage: Eukaryota; Metazoa; Chordata; Aves; Piciformes; Picidae
Gene: SDF2
Product: stromal cell derived factor 2
Exons: 3
Coding region: 15-653 (212 amino acids)
Source: RefSeq, a predicted model, not a curated record